Molecule: messenger RNA, 711 nt
Organism: Penicillium cosmopolitanum
Lineage: Eukaryota; Fungi; Ascomycota; Eurotiomycetes; Eurotiales; Aspergillaceae
Exons: 3
Coding region: 1-711 (236 amino acids)
Source: RefSeq, a predicted model, not a curated record
AUGCACCGUGAAGAUCAACCAUUUAACCGAUUCAGAAAGGUGGACCCUGCGGAGGGUUCCAUAUCGCAGGCCGCAGGAUUUCGCAACAUCCUGAUCGUGGAAUCACCCGGAGAGGAAUUGUCGCCGGAUCAGGGUGUCAGCAAAGCAUAUUGCAUCGCGAUCCUCCCCCGUCGGAAUCGUAUAACCUAUAUGCCUUUGGUGACAACAUCGGAGGAUUUCCGAUGUACUACGCCGACGGUAGGAUCCCCAAAGGAUAACAAUAGGCCUUCGCUCACCAAUUGUGGAAAUUUAGGCAAUGCUGUGGUUGGAAACAAGACUCCCCAGAACGCAACGAACGUUGGUCAGGUUUCCUUUACGCCUGGUGACUCUGGCCUUAUGGUAGCUAAUCCAGCUUCCAAUUCGACGGAGGCGAAUGGUACGAGCCAGCCCCCUUUUCAAAAUCAGCAAUUAUUUGUUCCCGGCCCGGACUCGAGCGAUCACCAAGUUGGCUUUACCCAAAAUGCCACAUCAAACCAAAUCACAUCCAACUUCAUUUGGUACGGACACUUUCUCCUGGUUGAGAAUGACGGUGGAGAAUAUACAUCCCUUUUCUACGCCAAGAAGACCGAACAAGAGGAUGUAUUCUCCCUGCAGUGGAACAUUACAGAUGAAGAUGAUGAGGGUGACUUCAUCUCAAUUUCUAUGAGGGGUCUACCUCCCUCAAAUGCUUGA